AUGUAAAAUUAAGACUUAAGAAAAAUUAAUGUUAAUUAAUUUUCAAUUUUUUUGAUUAUUGACAAACCCUUUAUUUAAAUUUAACCUACCCCUAAAAGCAAACAAACAAAAAACAAGCAAGCAAGCUAAUCAUUUGAAUAAAUAAACAAAGAAGCCAUCAUAAACCAAAUAAAAAACAAGCUCUAUCUUGCUAGCUAACAACUAAUAAAUAUACAUUUUUACAAAACAAGCAACAAACCAUAUAAAAUAAUCUAAAAGGAAAGAUUUUUUGUCAUUCUUUAUGUUACCAUAGUAUUUGAUCUAAAGAAAAUCUGA
Messenger RNA from Tetrahymena thermophila SB210, 315 nucleotides. RefSeq lists its product as hypothetical. The transcript has a single exon. The record is from RefSeq and is a predicted model, not a curated record. Lineage: Eukaryota; Ciliophora; Oligohymenophorea; Hymenostomatida; Tetrahymenidae.